AUGGAUGCUAUUAAAAGUCUGGAAAAUACUAUUGCCAUUCCAAGUUCUGCUAAAGGGCUUCGAAUUUUGGUGGUUGAUCAUGAUACUACUUCACUAAUGCACACUGCAUCUAUACUUGAAGAACAAUCAUAUAAAGUUACGACGAUUGAAUUAGCAACUAUUGCUUUGUCAAUGAUUCGAGAAUUGGAGAACCAAUAUGACCUUGUCAUUGCUGAAGUCAACAUGCCACAAAUAGAUGGAUUCACAUUUCUCAAUCACAUUUUGCUUGAAAGAGACAUCCCAAUUAUUUUGAUGUCUCAUAGAUCAAAUAUGGAGAUGGCCAAGAAAGCUUUGGAUGAAGGAGCAUGUUUUUUUUGGCAAAAACCAAUAAGGAUGAAAGAUCUCAUUAAUGUUUGGCAACAUAUUUUCCACAAUAAAGUCAAAGUAAAACUUCAAAAAGUGAACAAAGGAAAGUUUACAUUUCAAGAAGAGGAAUCUUUUAUUGGAAAAUACAGGAGAGCAGAAGAGAAAGUUGAAUUUAUUAAUCAUUUAAAUGAUUCAACUGUCAAUAAUUAUAAGGAAAAGAAAAGCAGUCAAGUUCGCGUUAAUUUGGGGCAAAAACAACGUUUAAUUUGGACCCCUCAACUUCAUCUUAAAUUCCUUAAAGCAAUUAAUGCUUUAGGAGAUGAAAAAAAGGCUCAACCAAAGGAACUAUUAAAGCUAAUGAAUGUUCCCAACUUAACUCAUCGACAUGUUGCUAGUCAUUUGCAGAAGCAUAGAUUACGAGUAAUGCGUUCAAGUGGUAAUUCUGAAACUAGUAGAUUAAAGCCUUAUUAUGGUAGCAAUGAAUUGCAAACGAAAAUGGAUUUUUCAAAGUCAUUUUUUGAAUUAUCAAAUUCAUCAAAUGCAAAUCCAUCUGCUAGUAAAACUCAAUUAAAUAUUGAAAGCUCAAGUUAUUUUGGCAUUGACAAAAUUAAAGAGCUACUUAAUGAUGUCAAGUCAUGUUCAAGCAAUAUGGGAAUAAAUGAGAAAAUUGAUGAUAAAGAGACUUUUGCUAUAGAAUCAAAUUCAAGAAUUUCUUCAUGUGAUGUUGGAGUUAUCAAUUUUCAAGAGGGAAAUUACUCUCAAGGAUUAGAAAAACAAGAUCCUGGAUUAAACUUUUCUGGGGGCCAGUUUGAGUAUGACAAUAACUUGGAGGAUUACUUUGGCGACGUGCCGAACUUGGAGGUGAAUAGUGGUAUUAUGGGGAAAUAUGAAUUGUCUUGUUCAUCUCCUUUGGAAAAGAUUUCAAUGUGUGAAACUGAGAUAAUGAAGAUACUUGAAGAAGUGUAA
Messenger RNA from Nicotiana attenuata, 1311 nucleotides. RefSeq names its product two-component response regulator ORR26-like. The record is from RefSeq and is a predicted model, not a curated record. Lineage: Eukaryota; Viridiplantae; Streptophyta; Magnoliopsida; Solanales; Solanaceae. The transcript has 6 exons. The coding region runs from base 1 to 1311 and encodes 436 amino acids. Gene Ontology annotation, biological process: cytokinin-activated signaling pathway; phosphorelay signal transduction system. Gene Ontology annotation, molecular function: DNA binding.